UCUCAUCAGCUCCAGUUCACAACAGUCUCAUCAUAACUGUAAUAAAUUAUUUACGUUAUUUUUAAUUCUCAAAAAAAUGAAUAAUAGCUCAAAUAUAAGAGGACGAGGGUUUUGUCCAAGCGAUUUGUCCGAGACCCAGCGUAGUUUUGGACCGCCCUACAAGCAUAAGCAGCCAAUCACGCGAGCCAAUCGCAUGGAGCAAUUUCUCUGGCAGGAAAUCUUUGCUGAGUACAAUCGUCAGAACUCCAUGCCGGAGGUCUGGGAGCCCAAUCAAACUGAAUAUUUUGAAGAGUUCUGUAAGGAUGUGCCCCCGGAGGAUGCAGACCGCAAGGAGGUGGCCAUUAAUAAGCAUCCCCUUUAUUGCACCACGGCCAUAACGGUUUGGAAUCCCGAUGGCGAUGCCACCAGAACUUUUAAAAAGAUUUAUAGCAUGACUGGGCCUAGGGAGCAGUGCAGCGAAAAGUUUGCACCCUAAGCCAAUUUUUAAGCAGUAUGUAAUUAUGCCAUUACGUUUUAAGUUAGUUUUGCAAAAUUCCAUGCACGACUCAAAGUUAUAAAUAAGAAAAUAAAAUAGGCAGGCCAGCUGGUUUAAAUAGUAUCGAU
Molecule: messenger RNA, 603 nt
Organism: Drosophila busckii
Lineage: Eukaryota; Metazoa; Arthropoda; Insecta; Diptera; Drosophilidae
Exons: 2
Coding region: 77-475 (132 amino acids)
Source: RefSeq, a predicted model, not a curated record